UGGAAUACUUCAUCCCCCAGAGUUCACCGCGCUGUCGCAUCUUGACGCAUGCGCGUGGCUGCACAGUCCAGGGCCGGGUAUCAUGGCGACGUACGUGGACAUUCUGAAGAGCGAGUUUCCUGAGAUCGACUCGGAGGUGUUCAACUAUAUCACAGGUGUCCUGGACAGCGGCGGCGCAGACUUCGAGGAUGGAGAGGAGGUCUACGACGCCAUUGGAGGAGUCCUGCAGGAAGUGUCUGCUGACAGUAAAAAUGAGGACGAUGUCAGAGACAUCUGCCUCCAGAUGUUCAACACGCUCAAACUGAACAACCAUCACGGCUCUCAGAAGCAGAUGCUGCUGGACGCUCCGGUGCAGCUCUCUCAGAUCUCUGCAGACAACGUCACUACAGUACAAGAUGUUCAGGGCAUCUGGAUGAUGAAACGUGCUCAGAACACGACGGUGGACGCAAAGAAACUGGAGAAGGCCGAGGCGAAGCUGAAAGCCAAACAUGAACGCAGGAAUGAGAGGGACUCUCAGAAGGGCUCCAGCCCGCUAGUCCUGGAGGAGGCGUCAGCCAGUCAGGCUAGCAGUAAGAAGGACAAUCGAGUUGACCAAUCAGGGAAGAAUCGUAGCUACGACAUCCGCAUCGAGAACUUUGAUGUGUCGUUUGGAGAGAGGUGUUUGCUGCAGGGGGCGGAGCUGUCUCUGGCAUUUGGCCGGCGGUACGGUCUGAUUGGUAGGAACGGUCUGGGGAAGACGACAUUGCUGAAGAUGUUGGCGAGUCGUAACCUACGCGUCCCGGCUCACAUCUCCAUCCUCCACGUGGAACAGGAAGUGGCCGGAGAUGAGACGGCAGCGCUGCAGAGUGUCCUGGAGAGCGACACGCUGAGGGAGGGGCUGCUGGGAGAGGAGAAGACACUCAACGCUCGCAUCGCCAAUGGAAUGGCUGAUGGGACGGAGAGCGUUCGACUGUCAGAGAUCUACGGCAAGCUGGAGGAGAUUGAGGCCGACAAAGCUCCAGCAAGAGCCUCCGUCAUUCUGGCUGGUCUCGGAUUCUCUCCCAAAAUGCAACAGCAGACCACCAAGGAGUUUUCAGGAGGGUGGAGGAUGAGGUUGGCGUUGGCUCGUGCUCUCUUUGCUCGACCGGACCUGCUGCUGCUGGACGAGCCGACCAACAUGUUGGAUGUCAGAGCCAUCCUGUGGUUGGAGAACUACCUGCAGACGUGGCAGUCCACCAUCUUGGUCGUCUCUCACGACAGAAACUUCCUCAACGCUGUGGUAACAGACAUCAUUCACCUGCACUCCCAGAGGCUGGACAGUUACCGCGGCGACUAUGAAAACUUUAUUAAAACCAAAGAAGACAGACUGAAGAACCAGCACAGAGAGUAUGAGGCCCAGCUGCAGUACAGACAACACAUACAGGUGUUCAUCGACAGAUUUCGUUACAACGCAAACAGAGCUGCUCAGGUCCAGAGCAAACUCAAACUGCUGGAGAAGCUACCUGAACUGAAGCCCUUAGAGAAAGAAACUGAGGUCACUUUAAGGUUUCCAGAUAACUUUGAGAAGUUGUCUCCUCCCAUCCUGCAGCUGGAUGAAGUGGAGUUUUAUUACACUGCAGAUCAGCGGCUCUUUUCCGGACUCAACCUGUCAGCUGACCUCGACUCCCGCAUCUGCAUCGUUGGUGAAAAUGGUGCUGGUAAAUCGACCAUCCUCAAACUACUAAUGGGCGAGUUGACGCCAGUCAACGGAGUCAGACAAGCUCACAGGAGCUUAAAGAUCGGUUACUUCAGUCAGCAUCACGUGGACCAGCUGGACCUGAACGUCUGCUCUGUGGAGCUGCUGCUCAACAGGUUCCCCGGUCGGACAGAGGAGGAGUAUCGGCACCAGCUGGGAGGUUACGGUAUCACCGGAGAGCUCGCCACGAGGCCUGUGGCCAGUCUGUCUGGAGGACAAAAGAGUCGAGUGGCCUUCGCACAGAUGACCAUGCCAUGUCCAAACUUCUACAUCUUGGACGAGCCGACCAAUCACCUGGACAUGGAGACCAUCGAGGCUCUGGCCAAAGCUCUAAACAAGUUCAAGGGCGGGGUCAUCCUGGUGUCCCACGACGAGCGUCUGAUCCGGUUGGUGUGUAAGGAGCUGUGGGUGUGUGAAACUGGGAAAGUUCGACGCAUCGAUGGCGGUUUUGACGAGUACCGAGACAUCUUGCACGAGCAGUUCAAGAAGGAGGGUUACCUGUGAGGCCCCACCCACUGCUGACAGACCCGCCCACCACUAACAUAAACCCCACCCCUGCCAUAACAACACCUGUCAUAGCAGCCGGCUGACCGUCAGAGCAGACUGGAGGACGUUUUCUUCUCUGAACUGUCUCUAUCCUGCUUCAGUUGAUGAUGGGCUGCAAGCUGAUUGGUCGUUCACCUAAUGAGGUCACAGUGAACUCUGGAGGAGGAGGAGUCAUCAUGAACGAUUUGGAGUUUAUUUAAAGUUAAACAGCCGUCUGUCGUCACUUCAAACCUGGUGUUGUUUUGUAUCAUCGAGUCGUGGAGCUUUUCUCAGAUUAAAGGACUCAAACGUUAAACAAACGUUAUAUUAACAUUCAGAGACAAAUAAAAACCAUCAGAUCACA
Molecule: messenger RNA, 2603 nt
Organism: Acanthopagrus latus (yellowfin seabream)
Lineage: Eukaryota; Metazoa; Chordata; Actinopteri; Spariformes; Sparidae
Gene: abcf3
Product: ATP-binding cassette, sub-family F (GCN20), member 3
Exons: 21
Coding region: 83-2218 (711 amino acids)
Molecular function (GO): ATP binding; ATP hydrolysis activity
Source: RefSeq, a predicted model, not a curated record